GACAUAGAAUGUUUUCAUUGUUGACAGUUCGAUGACAAACACCGCCCAAAAACUUAAAUGUACGCUAUAAACGUGGGUGUGCCUAAUUAACUCUAACAUUUAAUAUUUCAUGACUCAAAAAGCACUUUUACGUUUGAGUUAAACGAUAAACAUGGUACUCUUGCAAGGAUUUUGGUCACCAUGUAUUUGGACGGAAGAUAUUGUGAAGGGCUCAAGAUACAUAGCAUUUUACGUUUCCGCAAUGAGCUUCGUCUUAAUAACUUUUAUCAUUUUUGAUAUGACCGGUGGUGACUCCACUCAACUUUACAACCCAUUAUUCGAAGCGGAUGUUCGUUUGUCCAUGCAAGUGAUUGGGACACUUUUCAUACUCUUUUUGUUAUUAUUAAUCGGGUUUUCUUAUUUAUUAACUGUUGGGAUGAACCGGAUGAAUAGAGGAUUGAUGAUUCCUUUCUUAUCAAGUUUUGGGACGUGUAUUAUGUUUCAGUUUAUUUUUGGGUUGUGGUUGUUGGGUGGAUAUUAUAUCUAUCUUCAAGUUGUGUUGUAUACUUUGAUAAUAUGGUCUUGGAUGGCUUAUAAUAUAUAUUGUUGGCUGGUCGUUUACACCCAGUAUAAAAUUUUUGAGAAAAUCCAAUCUCCAAAUAUUGAAUUAUUAAUUCCUUAAGUUGUUUUUUUUUUUUUAAUGGGAAUCCGUCCAAAAUUGAUUUGUAUUGUAAUAAAGAUCUGAUUUUUUUGAUAUACAAAUAUAUUUUUGUAAUAAAUAAAAAUUAAUUUUA
Onthophagus taurus is the source of this 773-nucleotide messenger RNA. RefSeq names its product septate junction component pasiflora 1 (gene pasi1). The record is from RefSeq and is a predicted model, not a curated record. NCBI's taxonomy places the organism in Eukaryota, Metazoa, Arthropoda, Insecta, Coleoptera, Scarabaeidae. Gene Ontology annotation, biological process: establishment of glial blood-brain barrier; septate junction assembly; regulation of tube length, open tracheal system. Gene Ontology annotation, cellular component: plasma membrane.